AAGAUUGUAAUUUGUAAGAGAGAGAGAUUGUUAUGUUUGAAAAUGGCGAACCCUAGAAGAAGCUCACAUUCAAUCUCAGACAGCCCAUCAUCAAAUCCACCCCCACUACAGAUUCAAAGUCAAAGUCAAAGCUUAAUAAGUCAAAGCCAUAUCCUUCUUCACUUCCUGAAGAAGCCUCAGGCCUUCCCUUUCCUCCUCUUCCUCUUCCUUCUUCUCACAUGGCUCUUUCUCCGACUCCAUUCUCCAACUCCCAAUUCUCCUCUUCAUUCUUCUUCUUCUUCUCAUCAAUGGACCCAAUUCGAUGAUUCCCGCGCCAAUCUUCGAAGAUUCUCUUCUGGGUUUCCUUCUACACUCGCUAAAGAUCACAGGGGCUGGUUAUUCAACCCCAUUUCUCUCGCUCUUCAUUCUCGCCUCUCCGGUGGUGCUGUAAGUUGUGUGUCUGUUCAUGUUGGAGAGAUUCGACCCGGUGGCUUACGAGGAAAUCACAGACACUACUCUUGUAAUGAAACAUUUGUCAUAUGGGGAGCUAAAACAAAAUUCAGGUUGGAGAACAAUGAAGCAAAAGAAGGUUAUGCUGAGGUGAUUAUCGGUGCAGAUGAGGUUGCUCUUGCGGCGAGCCCUAGUGGAACUGCUCAUGCUAUAAUAAACAUGGAUCCAAUGCGUUCUACCUACUUGUUAGGAUGCCAAGAUAGCAUUGUAAACUAUAACAGUUCAGCUACUGACUUUAAUGUUUGGAAAGAUCUUUAAGUUUCGUUUCUCCUUCUUUCCAGGCAAGUUUUUCCAAUCUAAGUGACUUGGGUUGGGACUCUUACCAUGUCUAUAUCUAUUUAUUUAAUUGAAAUGACCACAGUUUCAUUACUUUAAAUAUUUUUUUGAUUUUGGGAUAUGUUAUGGUUUGCUUGAAGGAAACAAAAAACAAGUAAAAGAUCGAAAUUGUUGUUUGAUGGUUUUUGGAAACUUAGCAUACUUGCUCAAGUUUUACUUUCCUCAACAAACCGCGAAAUGUGGAUUGGUUGAAGAAGCAGCUUCUUGGACAGCUAUGAUUUCUGGCUAUGCUCGUUGUGGUCAAAAAGGCGACACUAUAAGAUUGUUGGGGAGAAUGAAGUUUCUUUUGUCGGUUUGCUCUAUGCUUGUGGCCAUGUUGGUUUAGUCAACAGAGGAAGAGUUUUCUUUCGAUUCGAUGAUCAAAAAUUAUGGAAUUAAUCCCUCUCUUCAACACUACACUUGCUUUGUUGAUCUUCUUAGUCGUUCGGGACACUUUGAUGAGGCUGAGAAUGUUAUAAACUUGAUCCCUUUCGAGCUCGAUGAAGCUAUUUGGGCAGCAUUGUUAACUUCUUGCAAGAAUCUGGGAAAUACCCAGAUGGCGAUUAGGAUAGCAAAUUGAAUUUCGAGUAUAUACUUUUAUUUUGUAACUGAAAGUUAAACUUAGUUAUUUAUGUAGUAAAUUACUCUAAUAAGAAAAUAAAACUUGUCUUAUAGUA
Messenger RNA from Cannabis sativa, 1481 nucleotides. RefSeq lists its product as uncharacterized. NCBI's taxonomy places the organism in Eukaryota, Viridiplantae, Streptophyta, Magnoliopsida, Rosales, Cannabaceae. The coding region runs from base 43 to 747 and encodes 234 amino acids. The transcript is spliced from 3 exons. The record is from RefSeq and is a predicted model, not a curated record. Gene Ontology annotation, cellular component: trans-Golgi network; endosome.